UUUCUGCUCAAGUCUAAGUAUAACACAGAGCAUGUAUUUUUUAAGGUAAAAAGAACAAUUUAGUCCAAAUCCCGCAUGUGAAGAUUACACAUCACAGCAGGUUUCUCCGAGUGGCACCCUACCAUAACCAGUUAUACUGAUCUACCCCUAUAACCAGUUAAAGUAAAGGCCCACGUCGAAUAGCUGGUCGGACCCCCCUCUAUCAUGACAAGAGUGAAGGACCGCUUCAUCCUCAUCCUCAUCACCAACCACCUGAGACAAAGUAAGCCGUUGCUGGUGUUUGCUGUCAGUGUCUCAGUCUCACUGCUAGUGUUGGUCUCUGAUCACGUCAUGGACCAGUGGCCUCGCCCAACGGUCGUGGUUAUGAAGAGUGAGGAGACUGGCCCAGGAGCUGGUACCUCAAGCACCACAAGAAGUUCUUCGACAUUUCCAGUGCAGACGACAUUUGCAGUGCAGACGGCUAAAUAUAUCGUAAUCACAAUACGAGAAAAGUCUCCAGAGAUAUGGGUACACAGCGACAAUGUUUGAAUGUUUUGUAGAACAAAACUUGAAGCCAACCUCCAUCUUUAUCACAUACAAGCCUGACGUCACACCGACCAAACUUUUAGAGAUUCA
Molecule: messenger RNA, 615 nt
Organism: Physella acuta
Lineage: Eukaryota; Metazoa; Mollusca; Gastropoda; Physidae
Source: RefSeq, a predicted model, not a curated record